Molecule: messenger RNA, 1563 nt
Organism: Octopus bimaculoides (California two-spot octopus)
Lineage: Eukaryota; Metazoa; Mollusca; Cephalopoda; Octopoda; Octopodidae
Product: sorting nexin-4
Biological process (GO): protein transport; positive regulation of autophagosome assembly
Cellular component (GO): plasma membrane; SNARE complex; early endosome membrane
Molecular function (GO): phosphatidylinositol-3-phosphate binding
Source: RefSeq, a predicted model, not a curated record
UUUCCCUUUAUGUCUCGUGAGUUCUAACCACAUACAACAAAAUGGCAGACGUCCCAGAUAGUGGGUCCUCCGAAAAUCUUACUGAAUCAGCUUCUCCAUCUACAGAUUCAGAAAAUGAAGAUUCUUCUCCACCUCCGCCUCCACCGAAGAAGACUCAUUUGCUACAAUGGAUGGAAAUCACUGUAUCAGAGCCAGAAAAAAGGACCAUACCAUCCAUGAAAAUGCAAGAUACAUAUAUUGUGUACCUUGUUGAAACAAGAGUUACUGACCCUGAAAUGAAAGGUUUUGGUGAUGGGGCAACUUCAGUGUGGAGGCGUUACAGCGAAUUUGAAUUGAUCAGGAAUUAUCUAGAAGCAAUUUACCCACAAGUUGUAGUCCCACCUUUACCAGAAAAAAAGGCAACAUUUCUCUGGCAGAAUGCACCAUCUGAUAAAUUCAACUUGGAAUUUAUUGAAAGGAGAAGAGCAGCUCUAGAGAUUUUUCUACUACGUUGUUCAUCGCAUCCAACUCUCUGUGCUGAUAAAGUGUUUGUUAGCUUUCUUCGACAGGAUUCUGGAUGGAAGGAACUAGCUUAUGCAACUGAGUUUCAAAGCAAGGCUGAAUCUAGAAUUAAAAGUCUUAGUGCUGCCUUUCGACUUAAAAGACCAGACCGACAAUUUGAAGAGCUUAAAAACUACAGUAAUGAACUUCAGUCCAUUAUUUCAACAAUACUGAAAAUCAGAGCAAAACUUGCUGACCGGCUUUAUGGUAUUCACAAAAUUCAUGCUAAUUAUGCCAGAGUCUAUGCUGAAUGGAGUUCUUUAGAGAAAGAGAUGAGUGAAGGCUUGAAGGGAUCUGGACAUUAUAUGGAUGUUUUUGCUAAUUCUGUUGAUGCAAUCUUGGAGGAGGAAGAACAAUAUGCAGACCAACUCAAAGAGUACUUGGCAUUUGCUGAUUCUUUAAGGUCUGUUUGUCGAAAAUAUGAAUGCAUACAAUAUGACCUGGAAAAAACUGAAGAAUGUUUGUCAACAAAAGGAAGCCAAAAGGAUAUGUUGAAUCAAGGAAAACAGCAAGGUGGCUUUACUCUUUCAAAUGUCAAAACCAAACUGUUUGGAGGUGAUACACCUGAGCAAAGAGACCAGAAAGUUAAAGUCCUUGAACAGCAAAUUCAGGAUUCUGAAGUUGAAUUAAAAGUUGUUACAGCAGAUACUCAAGUUUUCAUGGAGCAAGCACUGAAAGAUAUUGAUAGAUUUGAGAGACAAAAGGUGAAAGACUUAAAGGAAAUAUUCACAAACUAUGCUAUUAUGCAAAUAAAGCAAUCAAAAAAGGGUAUUGCAAUUUGGACCAGUGCGAAAGAUUGCUAUGCCAAGAUGUAAAUGAGUAAAUAAAAAAAGCAGUAGUCCCUGAUCAAAAAUGGUUCCUAAACCUCUGCAGCACAUCUCAUCAUAAGAGCAGUCUUUCUCUACUCAAUGAGAAUUUUUUUUUUGUUUUGAUUUUUGAGUUUUUGUCUCUAUUUUUUUUUUUUUUUUCAGAAAGUGUGUUUAAAACUAAAAAAAAAAAAUUUUAAAAGCAAACACAUAAAAA